CCCCGCCCGUUACUCCCCCCGCAGGAGCAAAACCCCCACGAAGCAUAGCGAAAGCAAACCGCAGGUACUCCUCUCGUCCGGUCGCCCCCCACCAGAGCAUGCGCGUUGCCGCGACGCGACUCGCCUCCGCCCCCGCUCCGCGCCCCCUCCUCCUCCUCCUGGUCCUGGUCCUCCUCGUCUCCGCGCCCCUCGCGAUCGGAGCAGCGGCCAUGGCCGGCCACGUCCUCGGCGGCGUGAAGGAGAACCCCGCCGCCGCCAACAGCGCCGAGUCCGACGGGCUCGGCCGCUUCGCCGUCGAGGAGCACAACAAGCGCCAGAACGCGCUGCUGGAGUUCGUGCGCGUGGUGGAGGCCAAGGAGCAGGUGGUGGCCGGCACGCUGCACCACCUCACGCUCGAGGCCAUCGAGGCCGGGAGGAAGAAGGUCUACGAGGCCAAGGUCUGGGUCAAGCCGUGGCUCGACUUCAAGGAGCUCCAGGAGUUCGUCCACAAGGGGGACGCCACCACCUUCACCAACGCCGACCUCGGCGCCAAGAAAGGUGGACAUGAGCCUGGUUGGCGUGAGGUGCCUGUAGAGGAUCCUGUGGUCAAAGAUGCUGCACACCAUGCUGUGAAAUCAAUCCAAGAGAGGUCUAACUCCCUGUUUCCCUACGAACUUCUUGAGAUCGUUCGCGCUAAGGCACAGGUUGUGGAAGACUUUGCGAAAUUUGACAUUCUGAUGAAACUGAAGAGAGGCAGCAAGGAGGAGCAGAUCAAAGCCGAGGUCCAUAAGAAUCUGGAAGGGGCUUUCGUGCUGAACCAGCAUCAGCCAGCAGAGCACGAGGAGUCUAGCAGCCAGUGAGCUUCUGACGUAACGAUAACUGUGGUAAUGUAGUGUGCGCUGUAAAAUAAGGAGAAGACGUGGUCACUCCGGGUUUUUAUCUGGAUAUGUUGUGUGGUCGUUGCUGGCUUCCGAACGGGGGCAGGCAGAGGCAGCCUAGUGCUGUUCCUAGCUUGUCGGAACGCUAUUGCUGGCAUCGAAACUUGUGAACUACCAAAGCUAAUCGUGGUCAUAUUGUACUGUUAAUAGAAUCAUUUGUGAA
Panicum hallii is the source of this 1080-nucleotide messenger RNA. RefSeq names its product cysteine proteinase inhibitor 12. Gene Ontology annotation, molecular function: cysteine-type endopeptidase inhibitor activity. The record is from RefSeq and is a predicted model, not a curated record. The transcript is spliced from 4 exons. Lineage: Eukaryota; Viridiplantae; Streptophyta; Magnoliopsida; Poales; Poaceae. Bases 99 to 839 code for a protein of 246 amino acids.